AUGUUGACCAAAAGUCUACUAGUGAGCAUGUUAGCUCUAAGUUCGACCCAGGCUGCUCCGGCUGUAGAUGACCUGAAAACCAUUUCCUUCCCAUUACACAGCAAAAGAAGCGUGGCAGGUACCUCAGCUUUAACACCAAUCAAAAAUACAGGGGAGCAAGUAUCAACAGCUAUGGUGCUUGUUAGCGAGUUUCUCAGCACACAACAAAACAAGCCCCUUGGUCAGUCACUAGCCGCCAACAGCGGAGUCCAAGGAACUCCUGAGGCCAUCAUCGAACAACACGGAAACGAUAUUUCUUAUUAUCUCGAUCUUGAAAUAGGUUCUAGUGGGCAGAAUUUCAGUGUCAUCAUUGAUACCGGUUCCUAUUAUACAUGGGUUUAUGGCACAAAUUGUACAAACAGCGUGUGCACCUCUCAUAACCAGUAUGAUAUUUCAAAGUCUACUAGUGCAAGUGUACUGGGCCAAAACUUUUCAAUCCAAUACACCACAAGUACUGUGUCUGGCGAUGUAAUCAGCGACGUAGUCUCGUUUGCUGGUUUCGAAACCAUUCUAGACUUUGGUGCAGCGGACCAGGCUGGUAAUACGUUUGCUUCAUUUCCCAUUGAUGGUAUUAUGGGUUUAUCGGCAAAUGACUAUGCACCCACUACCUUUCCAGGUGUAUUGACCACCCUCAAGAAUCAGAGCCUUAUUGAUGAGCGGGUUUUUGCUGUCAAUCUUGGCAUUGCUGCUCAUCCUGAUGACCAAGGCAGUAUUACAUUCGGCGGUGUUGAUACCUCCAAAUACAACGGAGAUAUUUCGUAUACUGCUGUUCAGAGUGGCCAAGUUUUAUGGACUAUUCCUGUCGACAGCACCUCUGUCAAUGGUAAUGUCAUAGAUUUCGGAGGAAACAGAUCUGCUGUUGUGGACACUGGUACAACUCUGUUGGUUAUGCCUCCUGAUGAUGCCCUUAAAAUCCAUGGUCGUAUUCAGGGCUCUGAAACUGAUGGCACUAACUUUGCUAUUCCUUGCGACACUGACGUUACCCUAGAUCUGGAAUUCAACGGAGUUCAAUGGCAGAUCACUAAGGACAAUUUCAUUGGCAGUCCACUUCAAAGCAAUGCAACUAUGUGUGCCACUAAUAUCCAAGGAAUUAACAUUCAAGAUUCCAAUUGGAUUCUCGGUGAUGUGUUUUUGAAAACCGUUUACACUGUUUUUGAUAUGGAUGGUCAGCGUGUUGGAUUUGCCAAUAAGACCAUCGGUUCUACCGAUGGCACCCCUAAAGAUUCAUUAAUUCUGCCGUCGCUCUUGACUAGUUCUUCUGCUUCUUCGUCUUCUGCGACUUCCACCUCUUCUUCUAGCUCAUCAUCAACGGCAAGCUCAAGUCUAGCUUCCAGCACCACCACUGGACCAUCAACUAGCACCAACUCCGCAUCUGCAUCCAAAACUUCCACAACCUCAAAAGUCUCAUCUUUGCCUGCCUCCUCUAUGUCUUCUAAUAUUUCCACCACCAGUGCCCAAGCAUCUACUCCGGCAGCCACCCAAUCGACUAAGGCUUCUCAUUCCUCAGACACCUCUGCUGCCUCGUCUAAUAUUCAAAAUCUUUGGUUCGCUAUUGCUAUCUUUUUGACAAUGGCAUUUUUAUAG
Molecule: messenger RNA, 1623 nt
Organism: Sugiyamaella lignohabitans
Lineage: Eukaryota; Fungi; Ascomycota; Dipodascomycetes; Dipodascales; Trichomonascaceae
Gene: PEP4
Product: proteinase A
Exons: 1
Coding region: 1-1623 (540 amino acids)
Biological process (GO): proteolysis
Molecular function (GO): aspartic-type endopeptidase activity
Source: RefSeq, a predicted model, not a curated record